This is a messenger RNA of Lytechinus pictus (painted urchin), 4053 nucleotides long. RefSeq lists its product as uncharacterized. The record is from RefSeq and is a predicted model, not a curated record. Bases 583 to 2115 code for a protein of 510 amino acids. NCBI's taxonomy places the organism in Eukaryota, Metazoa, Echinodermata, Echinoidea, Temnopleuroida, Toxopneustidae. Gene Ontology annotation, biological process: nucleobase-containing compound metabolic process. Gene Ontology annotation, molecular function: nucleic acid binding; 3'-5' exonuclease activity. The transcript is spliced from 6 exons.
UUUUCAAGCGAUCAAGCGAAACAGAUAGCCUCUUUUUUGGCGCGAAAUCUGAUUUGACAUUCCAUUCGCUUGUAUGAAAGCUGUGAAGCUUCACCAUAGCCGCCAAUGCUACGAGCAAUUUGAACUACAUGCUCCCCGUUUCAAAAGUACGGAUCGGAGGACUAUUCUCGUAAGAUCAAGUGAGAUUAGUUGUCAAAGUUAGGUGAAGUAUAGAUGAUUUCUUAUGAAGUACUAUAGUAAUUCAAAUCAUCCUUUAAUAAUUUAGAGGGUAAGAUGAACGACUGAAACAGUACUCUCUUAACCGGGUCUCUAUGAAUGGAACAAUUUCCUUGUUAAGGUAUCAACAAAAGACAACGCACAUGUUUUGAAUAACUCAUGACAAUCAAUGCAUUGUAAAUAUCGGAAUUCAAUCACCAUAGUAUGUGAAUACAUUAACAACUCGUCUCUUUGCGCAAUGAUACUUCUUAGAAUCUAAAGGCCGUUUGCGAGCUGUGCUUUUGUAAGAACGCCUAUACGUGCUUAUGUGUGAACACCGAUUAGUUGUAAGCUAAAAAGUGGACGAGACAACACAGCACUUGCAUCAUGUCGUCAUCACCCACUACAACUCCGACAUCGCCUCGCUCGAGAAUGGAGGCAACGAAGACAGGUAUCCAUGGUCGAUUGUAUCGCAUCAAGAAAACAUGCGCACGUGUUCGGCUACUAGAUCUCGACAACGAGGAAGCUCGGGUCGACAUCGCCAUCCUCCGUCGGAUCUUAGGCUUAGGCAUCAACGAUCUCCGCGAUGUUCUUCGCCGCAGCGCCCACGUCCACGUUGACUUGAUGCCGAUGAAGGCAGCCCCUCGUAUCUUUCAGCGGAGCAGUGCGCCGUGGAACGUGGUCAACAUCCGACUCGCAAAUGGUGAACCGGUGGAUAAAGCAGCAGCCGUCUUUGCCAACCCAGCCGCCUAUUUCAUUGGGAAACGAAACAUGCAAAUUCCUUUCAAGCGAUCACGGCCGUGUAUCAGGCCAGAGAUGACGGGGAUCGUUGUGGAGGCGAUCUGGAGUAUCUUCACUGAGAUGGAUGUUGCAAGUAUCGAUGUCAAGGAUAUGCUGGAGAAACUGAAGGGUCGUUUCAACAAGAAUGAGCUACCGGUGAUUCAUGGGGAGAGUCAAACUCUAUAUCAGAGAUUCCGGAGAUGGUUUAUGACUCUUCCUCUCUACUUCACACUAAGAUGGGGCAAGGAGGACGGAGCGACCAUGAUAUCUCUCCAUCCAGGGUUCGUUGAAGCUGACAUCCAGAAGGAGAUACGACGUCGAGCUCUUCUUCUCUUCAAGCGACGCAGUAGGAACGGACGAAGGCGUAAUCGUAGUCGUAGUCUUAGCAUUGGCAGUGAACACAGCGAUGGGGAUGUGUCUAUUCUUGAAGAACAGACACCAAUCCGUGCUAGCACUGCCCGAGUCCCGGUCAUCAACGAAUCUGCUAAGUGCUCCGUGGUUGUCGAUACAUUGUUCAAAGAUUCGGCUAAAGCUGGGAUGCUUGUCAUCAGCUUCGAUUGCAAAGGACCCAUUACAGAAGAUGAAAAGAUGGAUAUAACCCUCGUCCAACUGUCAACCAUUGAUGGUGAAGUAUGGAUAUUUGACGUAACCGAGAAAGAGGGAAAGACAUCUUUGAUGAAAGAAGGACGCCUUAAAGAACUACUGGAAGCGGAUCGCGUCAUGAAAGUCAUGCAUGAUUGUCAGAAAACUGCCUCUAAUCUCUACCGUCAGUUUGGGGUCAAGUUGGCUAACGUUUUUGAUACAACGUUGGCUUAUGAGACAUUGCUCAAUCAGUGUAACAUCUUCCCGGUCGAGCGUGAGGUUGCCCGACAUCGCAUUGAUCUAGGCUCUCUGUGUGAGAUGGUAGGAGAGAAAUAUACAGGCGAAGAUGAUAAGAUGUCUGAGAUUCUAAAGAACAACCCUCACAUGUGGCAGGACCGUCCUCUAUCUGAAGAUUUGGUGAAGAAUGCUGCUGGAACCGUCAGAGCCUUGGUACCUCGAGUCUUCAACAAACUCGAUCGCCUCAUACAUCCUGCCUGGCAGCAGUAUUUUGAUUGGAUGUGUGAAGAAACCCUUCGGCAGGCCCAACCUACCAACUAGAAGGAUGAGAAUACUACCGCUGAAUCGGUCGAUCAGACAUGUGUCUCAUACAACGAUGGCAUGACAAGAUUGAAAAAAGAACGCUCUUUCAUAACUAUUUAGUUAGUUGUUCGUAGUUGGACAAUAAAGAUUAAAGUCCUGUGUUGAGAUUUAGCGAGCCAAAGAACGCAGUGGUCAUGACAAAAACCAUGUAAUUGGUAGAUCCAAGAAGCUCUCUAUUAAUUAUUUCGGAUAAUUUAUGGUAGACAUGGUACCUGUGAUACUUAUGUAGAUUUUAAGAGUAUUGAGAUGACCUUAAAAAGAGCUUCCAUGAAGUAGUUGGACGAACUGACUUAUAUUGUUUAAAUGAUAGGAUGAGUACCCAUUGUUUUGAAAGUUCAUUUUACUCUUUUAAAGGAAAAAUACAUCCACGAUUGUUGCAGCCUUCUAUCGAAAGAGUGAAUAGGGGUUCAGAACCCAUAUCUUUGCAAAAUUAUUGGAUAGUUUGAUGUAACUGUAUUGAUUUGUAUGAAGAUGUUUCAAUGACUAUACUGCAGUGGAAUUCUGUAGGCCUAAAGUAGCGUAAACUUUUCGAAAAAUAUCUAAAUAAAGACCAGUAGGCGUAUAUCCUUGGUAAAUGAGAAAAUGUGAUUAUAACAAUAGAAUUUCUUUGAACAUCUUUGAUUAAAUGUUUCCGAGAUAAGGUAACUCCUCACUAAUAGGCUUGAAUACGAUACGACCGUGCAUAUUGUUUUCAUAACCAACACUUUGUAUGUUGGGAAAGAAAAUUAAGAUCUAGGAAUUAUAUCAUGUGAACUGACUAAUAACGGAAUAAAAAAUAAAAAUCAUUGAUAAUAUCUGUACAAGAUUUUUCUCUUGUGUAUUCUUGAUGGAGGGUACCCAAGAGUGAUGAUGAUCUAAUUUGGGCGAUACAAAUAUGAUUUUGAUGAUGUCAAAUGGUGGUAUAAAGUUUGUUUAUCUUAGGCGAGUUUAUGUCAAAAUGUAACCGUGUCCAGCCAUACUAUAUUGUCAAAUUUUGAUUUGUUAAAAUGCAGACUUGUUUGCUUAAAGGAAAAGACCACCCCAAAAAACAAAUUAUUUGAAUAAAAAGAGAAAAAUCCAACAAGCAUAACACUGACAAUUUUAUCAAAAUCGGAUGCAAAAUAAGAAAGUUAUGACAUUUUUACGUCUCGCUUAAUUUCACAAAACAGUUACAUGCACAUCCUGGUCGGCGUGCAAUUGAGGGAACUGAUGACAUCACUCACUAUUUCUUUUGUAUUUUAUUUCAUGAAAUAUGAAAUAUCCUAAUUUUCCCCUCAUUGUCCUGUAAAACAAAGUUUUCUUUCUGCCUUAACAUGUGGAAUUACAAUUGUUUAAUAUUUUAUGGAUCAGUAGAGUUUAUUAUUUUCAAAACUGUAAAAAUUGAAAUAUUGCUUAAUUCAAACAUUAAAAAACAAAAGAAAUAGUGAGCGAGGGACAUCAUAGAUUCUCUCAUUUGCAUGUGACUAAAUUGUGCAUAUAACUACUUUGUGAAAAAAUAAGCGAAACUUUAAAAUAUCAUAACUUCCUUAUUUUACAUCCGCUUUAAUGAAAUUAUCAGCAUUAUGGUUGUCUGAUUUUUUUAAUAUAUUAAUUCAAAACAUCAUUUUGCUGAGGUGGACUUGACCUUUAAAAAGCAGUUUUGUGAUUCAUUUUCAUUCCUCAUAAACUUCAUUAGUCACACUAAUUGACUCCCAUUUUGAUAUUGUUAAUUUAGAUUUAAACCAAUAUAUUUUCCUUUUUUUCUUCCUCAGGAUUGUUUUAUAUUGAAAGUUUUUCAUUACAUUGAUUAUCCAUGAAAGUGUUAAAAGAAAGGUUGAUGCCGAUUGACGUUCCUUAUAGUAGUGUGAAUGUUAUCGUCAUUCGGUUGUUAAUCCAACGAUAAAGGAGUAUUGCCUUUAAUAUGUUUUUUGUUUUGGA